Messenger RNA from Neohortaea acidophila, 243 nucleotides. RefSeq lists its product as uncharacterized. Lineage: Eukaryota; Fungi; Ascomycota; Dothideomycetes; Mycosphaerellales; Teratosphaeriaceae. The coding region runs from base 1 to 243 and encodes 80 amino acids. The transcript is spliced from 4 exons. The record is from RefSeq and is a predicted model, not a curated record.
AUGCGGCCGUCACUUCUCCGGAUGGCACAUGCCAACACCCUCCACAUGGACCCGGCGCUCGUGCGCUAUGCCAACAUGAACGUCAAGCGCCACGAGUACUUCCGCUGGACCCCGCGCACCGCCUGGCUGACCUUCACCUACGUUGUCGCCAUCCCGAGCUCGCUGCUCUACCUGGCCUACCGGACAGAUGGCAAAUACGAUCUUCGAGGAAAGUGGAGAGGGGAUACCGUUGCGGAGUUUUAG